ACGGCGAUAGCCUUAAGAUUAGGGAGCAAAUGAAACCCUCUGCAAGGUCUAACAGGCGAUUUACGGUACGGGUGUUUGGACCACACACUCUUCAAAUAUUGUACGAAAAUGAACAUAUUAUCGACAUAACAUAGUGGUGAAUAAAGAUGAACGUUUCGACACAUUAUUGAUGGAUUUAUACACACACAUUCCGGUUUUAACAGUCAAUUUAUAUUAGUUAUGUUUAAUAUGGGGUCAAUUUUGCUUAGUUUACCUACGUGCUCCGAUAUAUUUUACAUACUUUUGUGUGACUGCUAAAUGACAAACAGUGAUUUCAAUGAUAAUACGAAUUCGUCGCUCAGACAGCACACAGUUGUACGCAGUUGUAAAAUCAGGUUUAGGAAUAACAAAAACAUGUGCCCUGUCAGACAACGCUGAGGGCAUUAGCCUUGCCUUUAAGUCGGAUGCAUCCGAAUGCUUCAGCAUGGCCGGCGAAGGCGAAAAGAAACGAGUCCUCGAGACGGUCCAGGCCGAUGGGGCCGAUGAGGGCUGUGUGACAUUUGUGCUCCAUGAUGAAGACCAUACGCUGGGAAACUCCUUGCGAUAUAUGAUCAUGAAGAAUGUGGAUGUGGAGUUUUGCGGCUACACUAUUACCCAUCCAUCUGAGAGUAAGAUCAACUUUCGCAUUCAGACACGAGGGUCUGUUCCAGCCACAGAGCCACUACGACGGGGCCUGAAUGAGCUCAAUGAUGUAUGUCAACAUGUUCUCAACACUUUUCAGGCAAGAGUAAGUGAGUUCAAAGAGGAACAGGAGCAACCAAUGGAAUGAAGAGCAUCACCUGAGCAGGGGGCUGUGAUAAAAUAUGUAAAAAUGUUAUUUUUAUACAGCGUAUAGAAUGAGACAAAUGUGUAUGAAUCAAGUUGAAUAUCUCAUGUGUACAGUUUUCUUUUUGUAUUAUGUUGAAAAUGAUCAUUAAUGUAUUAUAAGUUUAUUUGAUGCAUAUGAUUGAUUAGAAAAGAAUAAACUUUACAAACACUUUUA
Sphaeramia orbicularis (orbiculate cardinalfish) is the source of this 1021-nucleotide messenger RNA. It is a transcript of the gene polr1d, whose product is annotated as RNA polymerase I and III subunit D. Gene Ontology annotation, biological process: transcription elongation by RNA polymerase I; transcription by RNA polymerase III. The record is from RefSeq and is a predicted model, not a curated record. Gene Ontology annotation, cellular component: RNA polymerase I complex; RNA polymerase III complex. NCBI's taxonomy places the organism in Eukaryota, Metazoa, Chordata, Actinopteri, Kurtiformes, Apogonidae. Gene Ontology annotation, molecular function: DNA binding; protein dimerization activity. The transcript is spliced from 5 exons. Bases 317 to 808 code for a protein of 163 amino acids.